Molecule: messenger RNA, 984 nt
Organism: Neofelis nebulosa (Clouded leopard)
Lineage: Eukaryota; Metazoa; Chordata; Mammalia; Carnivora; Felidae
Exons: 5
Coding region: 1-693 (230 amino acids)
Source: RefSeq, a predicted model, not a curated record
AUGGCCUCAGCCCGGCCCAGACCCCCAGGCCUCUCAGACCCUUGGAACAGCCCUGUUUACCUUCCAGGUAAGGGGGCAAAUCACAAGCUUCCCGUGCGACAACAACCCGGAAAACCUCCCCAAGACCGAGAAGUUGCUUCUAAAACUACCAGGCAAUACCAGCUCACUCACGCCGUCAGUCUAAGUAAAGAUGGUAAACUGACUCGAGAGUACAAACCUCUUGGCUUGGAUCCCCGGAGGCUCCACGCCUGCCCGAGCGGCGCGGCCACCUCGCAGGGGGGACGUCCUGACCUCACCCCACCCCAGCCCACCCCUCCCCUCCGCCCCAGAGCGCCCAGUGCUAAUGGACAAGCCACUGGUGCAGCCCAUCCCCGAGCGCCUCGUCCCUCUCCCGCCCACGCGCUUCCCGCCUACCAGGGACGAGGACGCCAGGGACCCGAAUCUCGGGCAGCGUCGCUGCCAGCGGCGCUGGGGCUGCGAAACAUAAUAGGAUACAGUGGCCUUCUGAGAAGCUCAGCUGAUUACCUCAUGAAAAUAGAGGUUGGAGAAGUUGGGAUGUUGGAUACAAAAGGCAACAAAUUACAUCACAAAAUGAUUCUGGAAUCCGUACAACUGACUACUCUCCUGCACAUGGGCAAAUCCUUUUCCCUCUCAACCAAUCAAGUUAAUCCUACUUCCCAGGCCAGUGACUAGUUUACAAACGGGCAGAUGGCAUAAUUCUAGCCAAUGAGACACAAUGUCCCGGUGUGGUCGUGGUGCUCGGAAAAGAUGUGCAUUGGAAGAAAGUUAUUUCUGUUCUUCGUCUAAUGAGGCUGUUUCUACAUGUACACCUCCUGUAACAGCCCAGCCAUCUUGGCACUGUGAAGGGAGCUGGAAGAAAGAUGGAAACAACAGUAUCAAUGUUGAGUUGAAGAAUUAAUGAAGUCUAAAGUUUCUACCUCUGGACUCGUUAUAGGAAAUAAAUUUUCCUUAUUGUUUAAGCCA